Messenger RNA from Caenorhabditis sp. 36 PRJEB53466, 2065 nucleotides. The record is from the annotation of a GenBank genome assembly. NCBI's taxonomy places the organism in Eukaryota, Metazoa, Nematoda, Chromadorea, Rhabditida, Rhabditidae.
AUGGUGGCCGAAAAAGAGCCGCUGAAGGGGAGAGGAGAGGCGGAAGGAGAGGCGGAGGGCGACGGAAAGGGACUCGCCAAGUCGUUGACCCUCUUCAACGGAGUCUCCAUCAUUGUCGGUUGCAUCAUCGGCUCCGGCAUCUUCGUUUCGCCGACCGGAGUGCAAGAACGUGAGUAUUGAAGGUGAUCGUGUGGCCAAAGUUUGAAAAACUAGGAAAUUUAGUUAGAACCAUUACAGACUAUCACUCUUUUUUUAUAAAACGAUUUCAUAGUGCCUUCUUGAAACACGAUUCAAGUAAAUACCAAAACAUUCGUUCAGAAGCCGGUUCGGUCGGGCUCUCGCUGCUCGUCUGGGCCAGUUCGGGCGUUUUCACCGCGAUCGGAGCCUACUGCUACGCGGAACUCGGUACUCUCAUCAAAAAGUCGGGCGGCGACUACGCGUACAUCAUGGAGGCGUUCGGUCCGUUCGUCGCGUUCAUCCGUCUCUGGAUCGAGGCGAUUGUCGUCCGUCCGUGCACAGUCACCAUCGUCGCGCUCACCUUCGCCAUUUACGGACUCCGUCCCUUCUUCCCCGAUUGUGCUCCGCCGGACGGCGUCGCCACCUUGUUGGCCAUUCUGUUGAUUGGUAAGUGUUCCGACAACUGUCACAGGGUAGCUUCUGGAUGGAGAUCAUUAUAAAUGCUGCUUUCAGUGCUCAUGACCGCCAUCAACUGUGUCUCGGUGCGUCUCGCCACUCUCGUCCAGGAUUGGUUCACCAUCGCCAAGGUCGUCGCACUGUUCCUCAUCAUUUUGACCGGAUUGUAUCUGCUUAUCUUCGGUCAGUCAUUCGAUUCAAGACUAUUCUCAAUAUGUUGAAGUUUAGGCGAAGCCCAGUACAAGGAUUCGUUCGAGAACAUCUUCGAAAACACUUCCCAGGAUUUCACAAAGGUCUCUCUAGCCUUCUACUCGGGACUGUUCGCCUAUUCCGGUUGGAACUUCCUCAACUUUAUUGUCGAAGAGUUGCAGAACCCGAAAAGGUAGGCAAGGCUUCGGUUUCAAGUCAUGAAAUUCCUAACCAAAUGCGGUUUUCUUUCCAGAAAUCUUCCUUUGGCGAUCGCCAUUUCGAUCACGACGUGCACAGUGAUCUACGUGCUCACGAACGUGGCCCUCUACACGGCAAUCUCGCCCGAUGAGAUGCUCGAAUCGCCCGCCGUCGCCGUCCUUUUCGCCAACAAACUCUACGGAAAGUUUGCGUUCGUGAUGCCGCUGUGCGUCGCGUGCUCGACCAUCGGAUCUGCGAACGGAGUCAUUUUCACCUCUUCCCGUCUCUUCUAUUCGGGUGCGCGUGAGGGUCAAAUGCCGAUGUUUCUGACUAUGAUCAACAAGAACACGAGGACGCCGAUUCCGGCUGUCAUCCUCACUGGACUCCUUUCGAUUGCCUAUCUGCUGGCGUCAAAGGAUGUCUAUCAGCUGAUCAAUUACAUCCAGGUUGGUCCAUUUCAUAAGCACCAACAACUGACUGAUCCGUUGCAGAUCUCCUACUGGCUGGCCAUCGGCACCGCCAUCGCCGCACUUUUCUGGCUCCGCAAGACGAUGCCCGAUGCGGACCGGCCGAUCAAAGUGCCGCUCAUCUGGCCGGCCAUCUUCCUCGCCGGAUGCAUUGCUCUUGUCGUCAUUCCGAUGAUCGCCGCGCCGAGGGAUACUGGUCAGUUUAAAAAAAAAACUAAAUUGAUAAGUCAAGUAGUAGAACAGCAAAACAGUGGAGAUGUAACAAGUGAGUGAAACUGAAAUUUGUGCCUUUUCACCACUUUGUUAUGGCGAACUGUGACUGUGAUUAAAGUCAACACACUCGAAAUGCAUCAAACUUGUGAACAUUUUCAGGAAUCGGCCUCCUGAUCAUGCUCUCCGCGGUCCCGGUCUACGUGAUCUUCAUCGGAUGGAAGAACAAGCCAAAGUUUUUCAAUACUUUGAUUGGUAGGCCUUAAUUUCCUUCAUUUCCCGAUCCUAAAAAGUGCACUUUUGCAGAAGGCUUCACAGUUUUCAUCCAAAAACUGUUCAUGGUCGUCGAUGACAGCAAAGAGGAGUAG